AUGACCGUCAGCAACGGAGACGCAAAGCCCGCAGAGGUAUCCGUCACCUCCGUCACAGAUGCUGCCGCCGUGCCGUCUUUGAUCAAGCAGAUCAGUGCUCUGGGUGAUAACUUUGGCGAGAACACCAGCGAUGAGACUCGUCUGAGUCUUUGCCUAAAGGCUAGGGCUCUAUGGAAGGCUCUCGAGACUCCCCGUGAGACUAUGAUCCGCCAUUGCUGGGGUCAGCCUGCCGCCAUGUGCGCUCUCACGGUCGGAACAGAGAAGGGCAUCUGGGAGUAUCUCGCCGAACACCCCGGUCCCUUCAAAGCAGCCGAAGUCGCCAAGGCCAAAGAAAUCGACCCUCCCAUUCUGUGCCGCCUGAUGAAGCACCUCGCCGCCAUGGGCUACCUGAAGGAGCUCGGCCCCGACACCUACGAGCGAACCAACUUCACCAAGGCCAUGGCCGUACCCAUCAUUGGCCAGAGCUACCCUCCCAUCUCAGGGGGCUGCAACGCUGCGCUUGACCAAUUCUCAAAAUGGGCGCACAAGACGGGCUGGAAAACGCCCAACAGCAUCUCUGAUGGGCCCUAUCAGAUGGCGUUCAACACGGAGUUGAAUUUCUUCCAGUGGCUUCAGGCGAACCCACCGUAUGGCCAGCAGUUCAACUACCACAUGGGCGGGUACCACCAAGGUCGUCCGUCGUGGAUGGACCCCGGUUUCUACCCCGUUGAGGAGAACCUCGUCAAGGGCUUUGACAAUGCCGAAGGCAGUGCCCUGAUUGUCGACAUUGGCGGUAGCAUUGGUCACGAUCUGGAGGAGUUCUACAAGAAGCACCCCAAUGUUCCUGGUCGUCUCAUCAACCAAGAUCUCCCCAUUGUCAUCGGUCAGAUUGAGAAGCUCGACGACCGCAUCGAGCCCAUGUCCUACGACUUCUACACCGAGCAGCCCAUCAAAGGCGCCCGAGCGUACUUUAUGCACUCCGUCCUCCACGAUUGGCCCGACGAAACCUGUCUCCAGAUCCUCUCCAACAUCACCGCGGCCAUGAAGCCCGGCUACAGCAAGCUCCUUAUCAACGAGAACGUGAUUCCUGACACGGGUGCGCACUGGGAGACCACGGGAUUGGACAUCAUGAUGUUGACGUUGCUGUCUUCUCGGGAACGCACAAGGGAGAACUGGGAGGAUCUGUUGAGUAAGGGCGGUUUGAAGAUUAGUGGUAUCUAUAGUAGCAGGGAGGGGGCAGAGAGCUUGAUUGAGUGUGAGCUGGCGUAA
This is a messenger RNA of Emericellopsis atlantica, 1248 nucleotides long. RefSeq names its product S-adenosyl-L-methionine-dependent methyltransferase. NCBI's taxonomy places the organism in Eukaryota, Fungi, Ascomycota, Sordariomycetes, Hypocreales, Bionectriaceae. Bases 1 to 1248 code for a protein of 415 amino acids. The record is from RefSeq and is a predicted model, not a curated record. Gene Ontology annotation, molecular function: O-methyltransferase activity. The transcript is spliced from 3 exons.